CAAUAGUCCAGAGUUCUUCUUCGCAGGUGUCAGCGUCGGGAAGUCGCAGAAUCUCCCGACUAGAGAGAGAGAGAUCUUUUCUUUGUGUGGGGAUUGGGAUUGCGAUGCGAUCUGAUUCCCGACAAAGUAGUGCCCGAUAAAGUUGGGCGGCAGAAAAUGAUCAGUUCGACGCCAACAACACCAGAUCAAAGAUGGAUCCUCGGAUGUUGGCAGCUUUAGUCACUUCCGUGAUCUCACAGGUCCUACUCUGCCUUCUCCUCUUUCCUUCUUCCCCCACUGACCAUAUCUUUACUUCAACUUCUUCCACUUCCACUCUCUUCCCUCUCAUUCUCCAUAUACUCUCUUCCUCUGAACUCCUCACUUCCAUCUCUCUCCUCUCUCCUACCAGAAAACGCAAAAGAAUUGGUUCAUUUGUAGAUUCAGAACAAGAGGAAGAAGAGAUCAACGAUGAGGGUUUCACCGGUGAUGAUUCGUCGCAGGUUCCACUGCCGCCGCAUCUUGAUUCCUUCAAACUGUGCUUCCGGAUGACAUCUUCCACCUUCAAAUGGCUCUCUGGUCUGUUAGAGCCUUUAUUGGAGUGUCGCGAUCCUGUAGGUUCUCCUCUCAAUCUCUCUCCCGAAAUUCGCCUAGGUGUUGGUCUUUUCCGAUUGGCAACUGGUUCAGGCUACGCCGAUAUCUCUAGUAGAUUCGGAGUCUCCGAAGCCACAUCCAGGUUCUGUACCAAACAGCUGUGCCGUGUCCUCUGCACCAAUUUUAGGUUUUGGGUUGCGUUUCCCAGCCCUUCCGAGUUGCAAUCCGUGUCCGCGGCCUUCGAAGCCAUCGGUGGAAUCCCGAAUUGCUGCGGUGUUAUUGACUGUACUCGAUUCAGGGUUGCAAGAGAGGGGAAUUAUCAGGAAGACAGUGUUGCGGCGCAGAUUGUGGUUGAUUCUGCGUCCAGGAUUUUGAGCGUUGUGGUGGGAUUUCAUGGUGACAAAGGGGAUUCCAGGGUUCUCAAGUCUUCAACGUUUUACAGAGAUGUGGAAGAAGGGAAGCUAUUGAACUCUUCUCCCGUUUUUCUCAAAGGGGUUGCUGUUCCUCAAUACUUGAUUGGGGAUGGAGGCUAUCCUCUGCUACCUUGGUUGAUGGUUCCAAUUGUUGAUCCCGUCCGUACCUCAUCUGAAGAGGAUUUCAAUGUGGUCCAUCACUUGAUGCGUCUUCCGGCUCUCAGAACCAUUGCGAGUUUGAGGAAUUGGGGUGUACUGAGCCGCCCAAUAGACGAGGAAUUCAGGACAGCCGUAGCAUAUAUUGGUGCUUGCUCUAUCCUUCACAAUGUUUUGCUUAUGAGGGAAGAUUAUUCUGCCCUCUGCGAUGCAACGGACGAUUUCUCAUCGUAUGAUCAAUGCUCUCAGUACUAUCGGGACACUACUAGCCUGGAGGAGAAUUCGAUUGAGCAGAAAGCCUCUGUCAUACAGAAUGCAUUGUCUGCUAGAGCGAAAGAAUUUAGGACUUGAAUCCAUGAUUGGUGACUGAAGAUUGGUUUUGACUGUAUUCAUUCUGUUCCUCACAUGGUACUAUUUCUGGUCAUUUUAACCUUAUGCUUUUCUGUAGAGAUGUUCUUUGUCCCCUCAUCCCAUUUGUUGAAGAAUACCUGAAGGCAACAUAAGGACAUUUUAUUCUUGGAACAUGGCUGUAACCCACUGUCCUUGUCAAUUAUUCUAAAACAAAAUUGAUCAUUUCACUCAUUAAAGGUUUUCAA
Macadamia integrifolia is the source of this 1735-nucleotide messenger RNA. RefSeq names its product protein ALP1-like. The record is from RefSeq and is a predicted model, not a curated record. The transcript has a single exon. Lineage: Eukaryota; Viridiplantae; Streptophyta; Magnoliopsida; Proteales; Proteaceae. Bases 192 to 1490 code for a protein of 432 amino acids.